AUGGUCAUUUCGGCAGAUUUCGACAUCAACUACAAAGUAGAGAUGACAUCAAGGAUCUUAAAUCUAGCCUCACGAAAUAUGAAACUUGCGACGUUGGAUACCAUUUAUGUUCAGCAAGUCAAGGCGGCGGAUGUUGUCAAAAUGGCUACACAUGCACUUCUGGCGAUUAUUGCAUUAAAUCAACCGGCAGCGGCAGUGGCGGCAGUGGCCGUAGUUCACUCGGCAGUACAUCCAUCGAGCUUCUGGGAAUGA
Molecule: messenger RNA, 252 nt
Organism: Paraglomus brasilianum
Lineage: Eukaryota; Fungi; Glomeromycota; Glomeromycetes; Paraglomerales; Paraglomeraceae
Source: the annotation of a GenBank genome assembly